AAUGUUUGCGCAUAUUCAUAGUUUUUUUUCUCUUUUAGGCAGCAUUACAGAAGCUAAACAAAAUGAAGGCAUGUUGGACGCUUCUUUGAGUUUCGAACAUCGGCAAAAUGCCUUGUUGGAAGUGGAGAAAAACAUAAAGCAACAACAGGAAUACGAGAUAGAGAUGCAAUCCAUGCUCAAAACUCAUAGGAAGAAGCUCUUAGAAGACGUAGCGUUGCAACAAAUACAAUUGGAGCAAGAACUCGAAAAAGUUCAACAGGAAAGAGACACGAAUAGAGCGCGUUUACUCUCGUACAUUCACAUUGCGGAGAAAGAAGCUGAUAACGUAAUUAAAGAAUUUCUGAGAAACAGCGAGGAAGAAAGACAGAGUCAGGCCGAGUUAGUGGAGCGGGAGAAGCAAGAAGAAAUGCAACUAUUAAGCUCCUGCCACUCAGAACAGUUCCUACUACGUACGAAAGACACUCUUUUUGCAAUGGAGAAAUUGUUGGACGAGGAAAUGUGCAGAACAAGGAAAUGGGAAGAGCAUACCAAAUACAGAGACUGCACCGUACAAUCCUUGCUUACGUUGGAAGUGAGAAACAACGACCACUUGGCACAGAUAGUGCAUGAUCAGGAGAAAAGCAGGCAAGACCUUAUUGAUAGGUUACGACGGGAUGAAGUCUUACAGAAAGCAGCAGUUGCCGCAUUGUUGGAACGGAGCGAUGCGCGUUCCUGGAGUAUUAUUCAGCAAAUGAAUCUCGUGCAAUCACAAUUGGCUGCGCUUACUAAUAUCGAACUUGAAAGGCGAAAGUUGGAGAUCACUCAGCAGGUUAAUGAGAUCGCUGAUAAACGCGUGGCUCUAACAGAUAUUCUGGUCGACUUAUUAGAGCAGCAAUCGAAUAGGAGAGCUCAACUAUUGGAGACGAUCAAUACAAUCGAGCAACAGCGAGGCAUCUCUAACGUGAGACGUGACAGUUUGUUUUGGCUGAUGCAAUAUCAAUCUUUGAUGGAAGCUCGGCCACAAGGACUAUUGGAGAUGUUGGAACCUAUGCUGGUUCGACAUGUGGCGAUAGCAGGAGCUUUGCACUGCCUUCCAUUCUUAGUCACUUUACCAUCUUUAUUACCAGAUAUUAGUAACGAACAAUUGACGAAUAUUGGCAUAAAUUGCGAGAAUGAUCGCGCUGCCAUAAUGUUGGCAGUUGAGAAUUAUCUAUCAGAAGUUAAAUUGAGUGACUCCAGAUCGCCUGUAACAGCUUCUGCGCCUCUCGAAGAGGCAUCGACCAGCGAUCAAGACAAUUCUAUUCAGAAUGUCAACAUAAUCGAAUGCGUAAUUUGCUUCGACUUGCAAUGCGAGGUGAUUUUUUUACCUUGUGGACACUUCUGCUGUUGCUCCAUUUGUGCGGAAAAAAUUUCUGCAGAAUGUCCAAUGUGCAGAACUUUAAUAGAACGUAAAGUUCGAGUUGUGCAGCCUUAAAUUUAUAAAACUCGGUUUUAUUUAGCUUAUUCACGAAUAAUGUCAACUUGAUGCUUCUUAAGAGUAUCAAAAUGCGCUAUUCUUCCUGGUCUGUGAUUAUGCACGUCAACAAACUGUUUCCAUAGUAGUGGAAAGUAUAACCACACAUAAGUUAUAUUUACCACUAAUAUAAAGCUCAUAAAUGUCGGUAUAUGGAGAAUAUACUAUUAUACACCUCUUUGUGUGUGUGUGUGUGUGUGUGUGUGUGUGUGUGUGUGUGUGUGUGUGUGUUCGCAUGUGUGUACAUCCAUUUCAAAAUAAAUGAGAAGUGGUUUUUAACAAAAAUAUUUAAAACAAAAGUUAUUGAUUUUAUUAUUAUUUGUC
Molecule: messenger RNA, 1816 nt
Organism: Trachymyrmex cornetzi
Lineage: Eukaryota; Metazoa; Arthropoda; Insecta; Hymenoptera; Formicidae
Product: E3 ubiquitin-protein ligase LRSAM1
Exons: 10
Coding region: 2-1453 (483 amino acids)
Biological process (GO): negative regulation of apoptotic process; regulation of cell cycle; positive regulation of protein ubiquitination
Cellular component (GO): nucleus; cytoplasm
Molecular function (GO): ubiquitin protein ligase activity; cysteine-type endopeptidase inhibitor activity involved in apoptotic process
Source: RefSeq, a predicted model, not a curated record